CGGUUCUCAAGCGCACCCUCGCCCGUGAUACAUUACAGUUUAAAUCGGAACAAUUUCCGUAGGAUUCUACACCUCUCAAAAAAGAAGAAAAUCGUGCAUAUAUCUGUAAAGCCCUGGACCGAUUCAGCAAGACUUUCUAUGAUGGCAUUAUUUGUUCAAAACAUCAGCAACUUUAGCCUAGAAAUGGAGACGCAGCAGGACCUGCACAGAAACGAGAGCCUUGCCUACAUUGAAGUCGCGCUUCUGUGCGUGAUAUUCUUGUGCGCUUUGGGUUUAAAUUCGGGGAUCCUCGUUAUCCUCUGGAAGAGACGAAAGCAGGUUUCCAGAAUGCGCGUUUUUGUGCUACACCUUUGCUUGGCAGAUCUCGUGGUGGCUUUUUUCCAAGUUUUUCCACAACUUUUUUGGGACAUAACAGACAGAUUUGUUGGCCCCGACGUGGUGUGCAGGCUGGUAAAGUAUUUGCAGAUUGUAGGCAUGUUUGCUUCGACAUACAUGAUUGUGGUGAUGACCCUGGACCGCUACCAGGCGAUAUGCAAACCCAUGGUGACUUUCCAAAGAAAGAGAGCCCGCUGGAACGCCCCGGUUUGCGUGGCUUGGGGCAUCUCUUUGGUCGGAAGCCUCCCUCAGAUUUUCAUAUUUUCCAAGGUUGAAGUUUCACCGGGAGUGUUUGACUGUUGGGCUCAGUUUAUAGAGCCGUGGGGACUGAAAGCGUAUGUGACGUGGAUAACACUGGUAAUUUUCAUUUUUCCUAUCCUUACCGUGAUAGUCUGCCAGGUGCGAAUCUGCCGCGCUAUCCAGAUAAACCUGUACACAAAGACGCACCAGCACAAAGAGAACGCCGCUAAGACACCCCUUCCUUCAAGGGCUAGCAGCAUCACAGGAGUGUCUAAAGCUAGAAUCAAGACUGUGAAAAUGACAGUGGUGAUUGUAAUGGCUUACAUCUUCUGCUGGGCGCCGUUCUUCAUCGUACAGCUGUGGUCUGUCUGGGAUGAAAAUGCCCCCACCGAAACUGCUACAUUUACCAUCUUAAUGCUGCUGGCAAACCUGAACAGCUGCACGAACCCCUGCAUCUACCUGCUCUUCAGCGGCCCGCUGCCCAGGAGACUAGCCACCCUGCUCUGCACAGGACGCCCCGGUCUGAAGGAGUCGGUGCCGGAAGAAAAUACUGUCAUCAGCACCCUCUACCUGAGCCCCAGGAGCCUCUCCGACUCACGAUAGAUGGCCUUUUCUUUAAGGGAAGCUGUAUAUAGUAUCAUUAUUUUAAAUGCACAGUCAGACCUACAACGUUUGAAUUGCAAAGGACCUACUUCAAAUACAGAGAUUUUAGAUGCUGAAUUUUUUUUUUCUUUCUGAAAUACAACAAGAAUAUAAGAGAUUUGAGAGCAGGUUGUUUUAAGUUUUCUAAUUUAUGUUUUAAGUGAUGUAUAUGUUUACAGUGUGUAGAUUAGUGCAUGCCUGCUAGACUGAACAUACAAUAUACCGUCUUACGUUGAGUGUAACACUUUGUAAACUAGGAUCUGCAAAACUAGUCAAUUUGCCUGCUUAAGUGACUAGGAAUAAACAUCCAAUUGAUAAAUGCUAACAGGGUCCCUUGCUGUGAAUACAGAAACGGACCGAUACAGCAUAGUGACUGUUCUUCAUUCAACAUUAACAAUUAGCCUCAAGCAAGGUAAACGAAAUAAUGUUAUAUAACUUUAGUGAGUGGCGUCUCUUUUAUGAGCUUUGAAAAUACAAAAUGUGUAUGUGCUUAGCCGUCAUUAUUGAGGAAAUGUUACCUUUGAGAAAACAUUGGAUUGUAAAAUAGACAUAGUAUUAUAUUUAAUUUGUAGCACGUUUCAGCUGUGUCGCUUUACUUUGCAGAUUAAUGAUAGAUAAAUCUAACAAAAUAACACAGUGUCCCUACCAGUCAAACAGUGUAAGUCAAACGUUUAAGAAUUAAACAUACCUCGUAGGUAACAGAUUUUAAACACACCUUUGUGUUCAUUUUAAUUAUUUGAGAAUAUACUUUAGACGCACAAAAGACACAAGUGUAACCAAAAUAGACGUAUAUAAAGGUAUUUUAUAAUGAGGUUCUACAGCCAUGCACCCGUGAGACCAUACACUAUGCCUAACCUUCCAGAAAUAACAAACGUUACGUGCUUAGCUAAAUAUCAAACAUAUUUGUUUUUGAGUAGAAAGGCUUUUUAAAAAAAAUCUGUUAAUGUGUUUUUUUUUUUUUUGUUGUUUUUUUUUUAAAUAUCUAUUGUUGCCAAUUUACAACUAGUGGAAUAGCGGUAGCUAUGUAUUCAUGUUUGUUAAACGUAUUUUAAUACAGUUUUCUAUUUUUUCAUUGUGUUUUGUGAAUGUAUUGAGCUAAAAU
Acipenser ruthenus (sterlet) is the source of this 2359-nucleotide messenger RNA. Its product is annotated as oxytocin receptor-like. Gene Ontology annotation, molecular function: vasopressin receptor activity; peptide binding. Bases 139 to 1218 code for a protein of 359 amino acids. Lineage: Eukaryota; Metazoa; Chordata; Actinopteri; Acipenseriformes; Acipenseridae. Gene Ontology annotation, biological process: regulation of systemic arterial blood pressure by vasopressin; positive regulation of vasoconstriction; G protein-coupled receptor signaling pathway. Gene Ontology annotation, cellular component: membrane. The transcript is spliced from 3 exons. The record is from RefSeq and is a predicted model, not a curated record.